Messenger RNA from Salvia miltiorrhiza (redroot sage), 662 nucleotides. RefSeq lists its product as uncharacterized. The record is from RefSeq and is a predicted model, not a curated record. The coding region runs from base 167 to 493 and encodes 108 amino acids. NCBI's taxonomy places the organism in Eukaryota, Viridiplantae, Streptophyta, Magnoliopsida, Lamiales, Lamiaceae. The transcript has 2 exons.
ACAUUUAAUUUUCUUUUCUUAUGGAGGAAGAAUAUAAUAUUUGAGGAAAAAUUAUGAAAAGAGGGGUGGGCCCUCGGCCCUGAGGCGAAGCGAAGUAGUAUGAUAAAAACCCCUAAACCCUCAUUCACAAAAUCCCCAAUUUAGAGACUCGAAAUUUGAAGCGAAUAUGGAGGGACUGCAGAAGGCAUACAGCAGUGUGGUCUCGCAGGCGCAAGAAUCAGCUGCGAAAUUCAGCUCCUACGCCUCUUCUUUGGAGAAAGCUAAACCUCUAAACUCUUCUCUUUCUUCUUCUGGAACUGGAUCGUCCGUGGCGUUAUCUGUUGACCACUCUGGCAUGUCGGUCACCCGCUCCUCAAGACAAUUUCUAUCGUUAUGGACUUGCUCAAAGCUUUGUGCUGGUUGCUUUGUUGCUGGAGUUGUUAUUGGUUACACUCUGAAGCGACGUGUCAAGCGUUGGGCCUCAAGAAUUCUCAGGAGAUUGAAAGAUGAUUGAACUCGUUCAGGAGUGGGGAUAACUGAAUCCAACAGGCGGACUUUCCGAAUUCUUUUGCCAGAUAAAUAGACUGCUAGAAAAUUGUUGCGUGUUCAUACUAUUCACCCUUUUCUAAAAAAAUACUGACUGGUAUUCUACUUGUCAAUAAUAUUGUUGUUUUGAACUUGAA